Molecule: messenger RNA, 2024 nt
Organism: Agelaius phoeniceus (red-winged blackbird)
Lineage: Eukaryota; Metazoa; Chordata; Aves; Passeriformes; Icteridae
Gene: MC5R
Product: melanocortin 5 receptor
Biological process (GO): G protein-coupled receptor signaling pathway
Cellular component (GO): membrane
Molecular function (GO): melanocortin receptor activity
Source: RefSeq, a predicted model, not a curated record
UUGAGUACUGAAGUCAUUAUUGCUUGGAGUCUAUAAAAAGGCAGUUGCACAGUAAGUAAUUUAAACGUGGUCAGCUUUGACUCUAUGGAUUUACUAAUUCCUUUCCCUCUAUUUUUUUUUCAUCUUUUGCCACCAAGGAGUCUGCAGUCCCAGAUGCCAGGGGGGCUGAAACUUCGGCUCUCUGGAGGAAACGUUGCAGACAAGGAAAAGCAGCCGAAGGAGCAGCUCUGGUAAAUAGGCAGGAUCUUCUGCCUUUUGGAAAAUGCAUUUACCACACUCCUUGGCAAGCCCUUCAGAAGGAACAGAAUGUGUUAGCUCCCAGAGAUGAACACAUCCUCUCAAUUCAAUGUUUCUGAACUAAACCUGAGUGCCUUCGGUAGCAACUUUACUGUGCCUACUGCGAAGAGCAAGUCAUCGCCAUGUGAGCAAGUGGUCAUCUCAGCUGAGGUGUUCCUAACUCUGGGCAUUGUAAGCCUCCUUGAAAACAUACUAGUUAUAUGUGCAAUAGUUAAGAACAAGAACUUGCACUCACCCAUGUAUUUUUUUGUUUGCAGUUUAGCAGUGGCUGACAUGCUGGUUAGUGUGUCUAAUGCUUGGGAGACCAUAACCAUAUACUUAAUAAACAAUAGACACAUCAUCAUGGAAGAUGCCUUUGUCCGUCAUAUAGACAAUGUCUUUGAUUCCAUGAUCUGCAUAUCUGUGGUGGCUUCCAUGUGCAGUUUGCUGGCUAUAGCAGUAGACAGAUAUAUCACUAUCUUCUAUGCCCUGCGUUAUCACAACAUCAUGACAGUGAAAAGGUCGGGGCUCAUCAUUGCAUGCAUCUGGACCUUUUGCACGGGCUGUGGCAUUAUCUUCAUUCUUUACUAUGAAUCAACUUACGUGGUCAUUUGUCUCAUCACUAUGUUUUUUACCAUGUUGUUCCUCAUGGUCUCACUGUACAUCCAUAUGUUCCUCCUGGCUCGUACUCAUGUGAAGAAAAUCGCAGCUUUGCCUGGGUACAACUCUGUCCGUCAAAGAACCAGCAUGAAAGGAGCCAUCACUCUGACUAUGCUUCUUGGCAUCUUCAUUGUUUGCUGGGCUCCAUUCUUCCUUCAUCUCAUCCUGAUGAUCUCCUGCCCUCAAAACCUCUACUGUGUUUGCUUCAUGUCUCACUUCAAUAUGUACCUCAUCCUCAUUAUGUGCAACUCGGUGAUCGACCCCUUGAUCUACGCCUUUCGUAGCCAGGAAAUGAGGAAGACCUUCAAAGAGAUAAUUUGUUGCUAUAGCCUGAGAAUGCUCUGUGGCUUAUCAAACAAAUAUUAAGAUAACAAAACCAAACCAGGGAAGAGACUGGAAAGGCAACAUCUUCCUGCAUCCUGUAAUUCUGGUAAAAUGCCUAUGGAACAUUUUCUCCAUUCAGCUGUCAUGAUUCCCACAGCAAUCAGAAACCCUUUUUAAACAUGUGAUUUUACAUUUCUUUCCCUCCACACACCUCUCUCAUGCUGGUGGUUGGAGCUACUCAGUGCAUCUGUAUUAUCGGGAUAAAGGAUAUUUUGAAUCUCAUUUACUCUAUUGAAGAUUGGAAUUUAUAAGAGGAUUAUAGAGGGAAAACCUUAUUUUUACUUCUGCUAAAUGCAAUGAAUGAGUUCUCCCAUGUGAAUGAACCCACCAGCCUCUCAAUGUGUGUUUCUUUUGGUGUUAUUUGUCUCUCUAGAUAUAAAAAAUAAUAAAAAUUUAUCUCUCUAAAUAAAAAAAAGCAUGACUUAUUUUGAUGCCCACAACUAACGUGGAAGAUUUUUGCUAUUUCCUUCUGAAGAUAUAAAAUCAGAGAAGUAGUUCUAAUUAUGAAGCUCCAUAUACCUUGGUCAGCAGUUAUGAUCAAUAUACAUGCACAUGUCAGUAGUCUUGUAUUCCAGUCAUGACUAUUAUUGUCAUAAAAUCUAUAUUGUGUAAGACGCCAAUGUUUCCAUGAGAUUUUCCAGGUUGGAUACAGCACUUUGUCAUAUAUGACUAUAUUUGUUCAAAUCACUGUGAAGCAAGAUGUA